UCAUGAAAAAGGAACACAAGGCCACGGCAGGAUCUUCCCAACUUUCCUCUCUUUUUAUGCAAAAUUGAUUUACUGCUCUCAAAUCCAAACUCCCUAGGCUAACAAUUGCAAAUCCUCCGAUCUCCUGCGUUAAAAGAGGUCCGAAUGCCAAGAAAACUAGCAGUACCCCACAAAUUAAAACAGCCAACCGCUAUGAUUCAGUUUUUCAGUUAUUACAGUUUCCUAAUCUCCUUCUCCUUCCUCUGCCUUUCCCGCCCUUCCUUUCCCGCCAGAAUCAAACCAGACCCCUCAUCGACUGUCACAACCGUCGAUUCCUAUAACGCCACCACGUGGCAUGAAUUCACUCGCUUCCUUGAUGUCGGGAAGGGCAGUCAAGUCAGUGGCAUGUCGGAGCUGAAGAAAUACUUCAACCGUUUCGGUUACCUCCAGAUUCCCGACACCAAAAAUUUCACCGAUACCUUCGAUACGCAAUUCGAAUCGGCUGUUCUUGCAUAUCAAACAAAUCUAGGAUUGCCUGAAACAGGUAAACUGGACUUUGAUACCAUAUCAAUGAUCGUGUUGCCCAGAUGUGGUGUUAGUGACACAAAGACACACGACACAAGGUUCCAGGCGAAAAAACGUUUUGCAUAUUUUUAUGGUAAGCCACGGUGGAUGCGUCAGGCACCGGUGAUACUAACCUAUGCGUUUUCGCAGAAUAAUAUGAUUGAUUACAUAAGUAUAAAAGACACAAGGACAGUUUUCAAGCGUGCCUUUUCAAGGUGGGCACAGGUGAUUCCAGUGAGUUUUAUGGAAAUUGAAGAAUAUCCAUCAGCAGAUAUCCGAAUUGGGUUUUAUCAUAGGGAUCAUGGCGAUGGAAAACCGUUUGAUGGGGUUCUGGGUAUAUUGGCUCAUGCAUUUUCACCGGAGAAUGGGAGGUUUCAUCUCGAUGCAAGUGAAACGUGGGCCCUUGAUUUAGAUAAAAUUAAGUCAAGGGUAGCGAUUGAUUUGGAAUCAGUUGCCACGCAUGAGAUUGGGCAUGUGCUUGGAUUGGCACACUCUUCGGUUAAGGAAGCUGUGAUGUAUCCGAGUUUGAGUCCUAGGACUAAGAAAGUGGACCUUAAGAUUGACGAUGUAGAUGGUGUUCAGGCUCUUUAUGGGUCAAAUCCUAAUUUCAAGUUUAGCUCCUUGUUGGCGUCGGAUAAUUCGUUUAACAAGGGAAUUGGUCUCAGAAAUACGAGAUCAUCAAAGUGGACAAUUUCUUUAUUGAUUUUUAUACGACAUAAAUAUUCGUGUGAACCCUAUUCUAUCUCCUCUCUGGUUACAAUUUUCUUUUCACGAAGAAGCUUGUUUCGGUCCACCUACGGGUACCCUUUGUAUGGGGCUUUAAGUGUGAAGACAGGGAAGGAAGACAACCUUCAAAAGGAAACAGCAGAUGCAACGGCAAACCAGAAAUCCAGUUCAGGAAAGACACGCAUGCUGUCCAAUUCCCUUCCAAAGAAUAUACCUCAACUCAAAACAGGUAAAUAA
Molecule: messenger RNA, 1506 nt
Organism: Populus euphratica (Euphrates poplar)
Lineage: Eukaryota; Viridiplantae; Streptophyta; Magnoliopsida; Malpighiales; Salicaceae
Product: Matrixin family protein
Exons: 3
Coding region: 145-1506 (453 amino acids)
Biological process (GO): proteolysis; extracellular matrix organization; collagen catabolic process
Cellular component (GO): extracellular matrix
Molecular function (GO): zinc ion binding; metalloendopeptidase activity
Source: RefSeq, a predicted model, not a curated record